Molecule: messenger RNA, 1692 nt
Organism: Plasmodium vivax (malaria parasite P. vivax)
Lineage: Eukaryota; Apicomplexa; Aconoidasida; Haemosporida; Plasmodiidae
Product: hexose transporter
Exons: 1
Coding region: 1-1509 (502 amino acids)
Biological process (GO): monosaccharide transmembrane transport
Cellular component (GO): membrane
Molecular function (GO): hexose transmembrane transporter activity
Source: RefSeq, a predicted model, not a curated record
AUGAAGAAGAGCAGCAAGGAGAUCUCCUCCUCGCAGUCGUUAAAAAACGGCGGAAGCGACCACUUCUUUAACACAUCAUUAAUGUACGUGUUGGCCGCCUGCCUGGCGUCCUUCAUCUUUGGGUACCAAGUGAGUGUGCUUAACACGAUCAAGAAUUUCAUUGUAAUAGAAUUUGGGUGGUGCACAGGAAAUAAGGUAGAAUGUGAUGAUAGCACGCUGAAGAGUUCGUUCCUGUUGGCGUCUGUCUUUAUAGGUGCCGUGGUUGGGAGUGGAUUUUCUGGUUACCUAGUGCAGCACGGAAGGAGGUUUUCCCUGCUAGUCAUUUAUAAUUUUUUUAUUCUGGUGAGUAUAUUGACAUCUAUUACGCAUCACUUCCACACGAUAUUGUUUUCGCGUCUGUUGAGUGGAUUUGGAAUAGGCCUCAUCACGGUGAGUGUGCCCAUGUACAUCUCGGAGAUGACCCACAAGGACAAGAAGGGCGCCUACGGGGUCCUCCACCAGCUGUUCAUCACCUUUGGGAUAUUCGUAGCGGUGCUGUUGGGCAUGGCCAUGGGGGAGGCCCCAGACGCCAAGUCAGUAGACGCUUUGGGAGAGUUUCAGAAGAUAUGGUGGAGACUCAUGUUCUUCUUCCCCUGCCUUAUCUCCAUCCUGGGCAUCGUCCUGCUGACCUUUUUCUACAAAGAGGAGACCCCCUACUACCUAUUUGAGAAUGGAAAAAUAGAAGAGUCAAAAAAAAUUUUAAAAAAAAUUUACGGAACGGAUAACGUGGAUGAGCCUUUGAAGGCAAUUAAAGAUGCAGUGGAGCAGAACGAGGCGGCGAAGAAGAAUUCCAUUUCGUUGAUGAGAGCGAUGCAGAUUCCCUCCUACCGUAAUGUCAUCCUGUUGGGUUGUAUCCUCUCCGGUCUGCAGCAGUUUACAGGAAUAAACGUUUUGGUGUCCAAUUCGAACGAGCUGUAUAAGGAAUUUCUGAGCAACAAAUUAAUAACCACCCUAAGUGUCAUCAUGACAGUUGUUAAUUUCUUGAUGACCUUCCCAGCCAUCUAUAUUGUGGAGAAGCUAGGAAGAAAGACUCUCCUCCUUUGUGGUUGCGCGGGGGUUAUUUGUGCCUUCUUACCCACUGCCAUAGCAAAUCAGAUUGAUCGAUCGUCCGAUUUUGUGAGGAAUCUCUCCAUUGCGGCCACCUUCGUGAUGAUCAUUUCGUUUGCCGUUUCGUACGGACCCGUGCUGUGGAUUUACCUGCACGAGAUGUUUCCUUCAGAGAUAAAGGACAGCGCGGCCAGCUUGGCCUCCCUCGUCAACUGGGUGUGUGCCAUCAUAGUGGUGUUCCCGUCCGACAUAAUUAUUAAGAAGUCCCCCACGAUUUUGUUUUUCAUCUUCUCGGGCAUGUCCAUUUUGUCCUUCCUCUUCAUCUUCUUCUUCAUCAAGGAGACGAAGGGUGGCGAAAUUGGCACCAGUCCGUACAUCACCAUGGAGGAGAGGCAGAAGCAUAUGGGCAAGUCGGCCGUGUGAGCGGCCAAAAGGGAGGAGUAUUAGAGUAUUAGAGUAUUGGAGGCGCAUCAGAGCAGUAUUAGCGGCGCAUCAGAGCAGCAUUAGAGGCGCAUUAGCCGAAGCGCACUCCACACAGCCGCGUGGACGACUCUUUCCGGAUCGAGCUGAAAAAAAAUGUGCGCAAAAAGCCGCUCAACACGCGUG